AUGUUAUUGCUUGGUAAAUCAAUUAGAGUUGAAAGAAUUGAUGUUGUUGUUGACCAAAAAUUGGGCACUGAUAGACAUAGUAGUUUAGCAAAUCCAUGCAUUGAAGAUGAGGAUCAAACAAAUUUGCUUUGUAGAUACUGUGCGCACAGUGAGAAGGUUUUAUUGUCUUCAGUUUGGGCAAAUGGUAUUAUGCAUAGCCCAAAAGCAAACCAAUUUUUCUACCUUAAGAGAUGGACUAAGAUACAUAGUUGUGGUGCUGAUGUUCGUACUUCAAAAAAUCCAAGGCUCAGCUCUAAUUUGGUGUCAAAUGUUAUAUCUAAGCGUGUUAGGGACAAACCACUAAAGCGCCCCACUGAUGUGGCAUAUACUUUCAAGACAAACUAUGGACUUGAUAUCAGCAACCAUGUAGCAUCGUUAAGUGUUGAGAAAGCGAGAGAGGCUAUGUAUGGUGAUUACUUAACAUCGUAUGACCAUGGUAAUGCUGUUCAGCGUUAUAAUAUGGGAAGUCAUAUCAAUAUUAACUAUGAUUUGAAGACUAGUCAGUUUAAAAGGUUUUUUGUAGCAUUCGCUGUGUGCAUAAAUGGUUUUAAAUAUUGUUGCCCUUUGCUUUUUCUUGAUGGAACAUUUCUAAAGGGGAGAUACAAAGGGCAAUUACUUGCAACAACAGCUAAAGAUGGUAACCAAGGAUUGUUUCCAAUAGCCUUUGCAAUUGUUGAUUCGGAGAGUGAAUUGAAUUGGUCAUGGUUUCCAUAUGAACUGUCAAAAGUAAUUGCUAAUGAUAGAUGCAUGACAUAUGUAUCCGAUCGUAACCUAGGGCCUUUGGAAGCAAUGCCAAAGGCAUUUCCAUCAGCAUAUCAUGGAUGGUGUUUACAACACCUACAGAAUAAUUUUAGAGACAAGUUGAAGGGUAUGAAGAAUGGUUUCAAAGAACACUUAAUAGGGAAGUUGGGUGAUUGUGCAUAUGAACCUACUAUGACGGGUUUUCAUGCGUUACUAGAAGAGUUGAAGAGUGAGGGGAAGCAACAAGCAUAUAACUUAUUGCUAGGGUUGGAACUUGAACAUUGGGCAAAUGCUUACUUUAGGGGACAGCAAUAUGGUGAGAUGAUAUCCAAUGCUGCUGAAUCAUUCAACAAUUGGAUCAAAAGAGCACAAAAUCUUCCAAUAACAAAAUUGGUUGAUACUGUCCGGAAUCAAAUAAUGUGUCAAAUGUCAGAGCGAAGGGAGAUUGCAAACAAGUGGAAUGGAAUUAUUCGCCUUACCUUUGAGACUAACCUCCAAGAUUCAUUCAAUACUAAUAGGUCAUGGAAUAUGAGUAAAGCUAAUGAUGAUGUGUUCGAGGUGCAUUCGUUUCCAUCAGUUACAGUUGUUAUUGGACGCCGUGUUUGUUCUUGUUACUAG
This is a messenger RNA of Camellia sinensis, 1398 nucleotides long. RefSeq lists its product as uncharacterized. The record is from RefSeq and is a predicted model, not a curated record. NCBI's taxonomy places the organism in Eukaryota, Viridiplantae, Streptophyta, Magnoliopsida, Ericales, Theaceae.